Molecule: messenger RNA, 3636 nt
Organism: Seriola dumerili (greater amberjack)
Lineage: Eukaryota; Metazoa; Chordata; Actinopteri; Carangiformes; Carangidae
Product: polypyrimidine tract-binding protein 2-like
Exons: 17
Coding region: 82-1653 (523 amino acids)
Biological process (GO): mRNA processing; regulation of RNA splicing
Cellular component (GO): nucleus
Molecular function (GO): mRNA binding
Source: RefSeq, a predicted model, not a curated record
AGAACGCCCAUUUUGCUCACACUGUCCAGGCACCGAAGUGGGCUGAAAUAACAGACAGACAGAAGAGGACAAAGAGCUGCAAUGGACGGAGAUGUUGCGGUUGGUGUGAAGAGAGGCUCAGAUGAGCUCAACAUGUAUGGUAGCAGCCCCAACUCUAUGACCGCGAAUGGCAGUGACAGUAAGAAACAGCGUCUGGAUGAAUCACCUCCCUCCAGAGUUCUCCACAUUCGGAAACUUCCCAAUGAAGUGUCAGAGACUGAAGUCAUUGCUUUGGGGCUACCCUUUGGAAAGGUCACCAACAUACUGAUGCUCAAGGGGAAAAACCAGGCUUUUCUGGAGCUCGGUACAGAGGAAGCAGCCAUUACUAUGGUGAACUACUACACAGCUGUCACUCCACAGGUCAGAAACACACCUGUCUUCAUCCAGUACUCCAACCACAAGGAACUGAAAACAGACUCAGCUCUGAACCAGAGAGCCCAGGCAGUGCUGCAGGCAGUGUCAGCAGUUCAGGAUGGAAGCUCUCCAUCCUCCGACCCAGGGGUUCUGGACCUCGCUCCGCCCCCCAGCCCUGUCCUGCGAAUUAUUAUUGACAACAUGUUUUAUCCUGUGACACUGGACGUUCUACAACAGAUCUUCAGUAAAUUCGGGACGGUGAUGAAGAUUAUAACCUUCACCAAGAACAACCAGUUUCAGGCUCUGCUGCAGUUCAGUGACCCCGUCAACGCACAGCAAGCUAAACUGUCUUUGGACGGACAGAACAUCUACAAUUCCUGCUGUACUCUGCGGAUAGACUUCAGUAAACUGGUCAACCUCAAUGUCAAAUACAACAACGAUAAGAGUCGAGAUUACACGAGACCCGACCUCCCUACAGGAGACGGAGAGGCGACCAACAAGGAUCAUUCUUUAUUGGGUACCCCAUCUGGAGCGCUGGCUUCCUACUCUAGUGGAGGAGGUUACUCAUCAUCUCUCUCCCUGUCACAGGGUGGAGGAGCCAUCAGUCCUCUGAGCGCUGCGGCGGCGGCGGCAGCGGCUGCGGGUCGUGUUGCUCUGUCGGGGUCUGGAGUGUCAGGAGUCCUGUUGGCCUCCAACCUAAACGAAGAGAUGGUCACGCCUCAAAGUCUCUUUACCCUCUUCGGAGUCUAUGGUGAUGUCCAGAGGGUGAAGAUCCUCUACAACAAAAAGGACAGUGCUCUGAUCCAGCUGUCCGAUGGCAACCAGGCUCAGCUGGCAAUGAGCCACUUGAAUGGUCAGAAGGUGUUCGGUAAAGUGAUGAGAGUGACGCUGUCGAAGCAUCAAACUGUGGCUUUACCCAGAGAAGGACUGGACGACCAGCUCCUCACUAAAGAUUUCUCCGGCUCUCCACUCCAUCGCUUUAAGAAACCAGGAUCCAAGAACUUCCAGAAUAUCUUUCCUCCCUCUGCGACACUUCAUCUCUCCAAUAUCCGGGACGGUGUUGGAGAGGAUGAUCUCCGUCUUCUGUUCUCCAACAGCGGAGGAACUGUCAAGGCCUUCAAGUUCUUCCAGGACCGGAAGAUGGCCUUGAUCCAGAUGUCGUCAGUAGAGGAGGCAAUCCAAGCGCUGAUGGAUCUUCACAACUACGACAUGGGAGGGAAUCACCAUCUAAAGGUUUCCUUUUCAAAGUCCACCAUCUAAGCCUCACGCCCGAUUCCUCAACCUUAAGAUCCAUUACGAGCGAGGGAAGUCACUCCCAUUUUCCAUGUUUUAUGUUCUGUUAACCUCUUCUGUGCUAUCCCGAAAAAACUUAAAUUAAGUCGUACAGUAACACACACACACAAUGUGUUUUUGAAUGUCCAAUUAAACAUUAUGAAGCCACAGACUAAAAUGUGAAUCAUACAGACCUUAAGAUUAGAAAACCAUCUUCCAACGAUCAUUAAGAACAGACAGGCCUUUCGUAAUGUACGACGAGUCCUGAACGUCAUCCGUGAAAAGAGAGAGAUAGUAAACAUGACGCUGAAAACACAUUGGCAUUAUUUUUGUGAUUCACUCUGUCGAUCUGGAUCCCAAACUACUGAACUGUGAAGCAUUAGCUGAAGUUGUGUUGACCCUUGAAUCCCUGGCAACAGCAAUCAGAAAUCAUCCAGGGAUAAAAGGCAUUGAUAUUUCAAAGAGCGUCAGAUUUCUUUAUUUGCUGACGACACACUGGUAUAUCUCUAAAAACAAAAAACCACCACCUAAGGUGUAAAUCAACAAUACCAAUCAACAAUUCAGCCUCUGUCACAAUAACUGGAAAUGAGUUCAAGUAUUUAGGAAUAAUGAUCCCAUGUAGUUUAGCCCCAUUGUUGCUGUUUGGACAGACAGAUGACUCUUCCCCCAACCUUAAUUAGCAAAAUUAAUGUUAUUAAAACAAAAACCCUGGACACAUCUCUCUACUCCGACUCUCUCAGGAGGCUUAACAACUAACCCGUAUGUUAAAACCACAGUUACAGCUUGGUAUGAAUCACGUUUUCUCCUAUUAGGGGGGUAACACAGUGUUUGCAUCAGGUAAUUCAGACUCUGGGCUCAGACGGGUUUAUAUCCUAGACCUUCAGACAGAUAUUACAGAGCUAGUUUAUCCAUUAGAAGUAAGAUUUAAAUCAAUCCAAAAAUAAUUGGCUUGAGAGGACGUAGCCUGUGUAACUCUUGAUGAAUUCCUUAUAUCCCAGAACAGAGAAAGGUUCCCGAUUUCCUUUGCAUGUGGAGGUGUAAAUACAUAAUAAUAAUAAUAAUAAAGCAAUAAGCAACACAAUUUCCAACAUCAUCCACAAAGAACUCAUGAAAGUAAAUGAGUUUAAUGACCUCUGCUUAUUACAAGCGAACUGUCUUAAUGUGAAAUAUUAAAACAGAGUUUGUGGUGGAUUAAUGAGCUUUAAUCAAACAAACAAAAAUCAUAUAUUUCAUAAUAAUAUAUGGGAUUCAUCUCGUACAUUUUUGGAAUCAUUACCUGAAAACUUCUUAAAUGUGGCAUUUACCAACUUAGACUUUACUCCUUUUGCAUUUCUUUUUUUUUUUUUCUCCCCCCUUUUCGAUAUACGGAUAUGUAGUUAUGCAUUUGUGCACAUUGUUGUGUGUGUGUAUAAGUAAUUUAUUUAUUUUCGUCAUUUUGUAAACUAUCACUGUUUUUAUAAACACUGAUGGCAAUCAGUUCAUGGGUGGGAGGGAAGUUGUUUUGAGGAAGAUUUGAAAGAUGUAAACAGACCGGUCUAGAAAAGUGAUGUAUGAUGUUCAAAAGCAAGAGACAAUAGAUAAGUAAUAGAUACAACAAGUUAAACAUUAUAAAGUUUCAGUUAAAAAGAUUCAGAAACACCUGAUCACAUGAUGUAAACUCUUGACCAAUAGAAGCAGUUCUUAGCCAAACCCCGUUCCUGCUUUUACCCUCAUGACACGUUCAAGAGCGGCUGAUCACCUCGCUGCAGUGAUGUAGAGCUGUACUCCUGGGUGUGUCACGACGUUGUGACAUCACUGUUGGGUGUGGUUAUAUACAGCAGGUGAAACGGACUCUCUCACCUGUCGGCACAGCAGUAGACUCUUUGAGUUCCUGUGAUUAAUCAUCUCUUAAUUCUUUGUACGUUCUUUUGUUCUUAAGCAAAUUCCUAUUUGAACCAUAAAAUAUUAUUGCUCUAACAGUUGCCCCCCCCC